This is a messenger RNA of Varanus komodoensis (Komodo dragon), 5246 nucleotides long. It is a transcript of the gene CNOT6L, whose product is annotated as CCR4-NOT transcription complex subunit 6 like. The record is from RefSeq and is a predicted model, not a curated record. The coding region runs from base 377 to 2029 and encodes 550 amino acids. Gene Ontology annotation, cellular component: CCR4-NOT complex; nucleus; cytoplasm. Gene Ontology annotation, molecular function: protein binding; poly(A)-specific ribonuclease activity. The transcript is spliced from 12 exons. Lineage: Eukaryota; Metazoa; Chordata; Lepidosauria; Squamata; Varanidae. Gene Ontology annotation, biological process: nuclear-transcribed mRNA poly(A) tail shortening.
GCGGGCGAGAGACGCGGUCCGGCAGGGUGGCUGCCCGGGUCCCUCACGCGCACACCCGCUCCCCGGACCUGGCCGCGCCGCCGGCCCUCGCCCUCCCGCCGCCUCCGUCGCCCCCGCCGCGCACACACGUACACACACACACGCGUCCACACUUGAUCGGCGCGCGCGUGAGCGUGUGCGUGUGCCUGCCUGCCUGCCUGUCUCUCCGGGGCUCGCCGUGUCAGGCCUGUGACUUCUCCGAGCCCGCACAGCGCCCGGCCCGGCCUGGCCCGGCCGCUGCCUCCUGCAUGUCUUUACUGCCCUCAGCCCCGCCGCCUGAGCAGCCGCCUCAGCCCCCUCGACAGACGCCUCGCGUGCUGGAUGCAGACUAACAGGGAUGCCAAAGGAAAAAUAUGAUCCUCCCGAUCCUCGCAGAAUUUAUACCAUCAUGUCAGCAGAGGAGGUAGCCAAUGGGAAGAAGUCCCAUUGGGCAGAAUUGGAAAUCUCGGGUAGAGUGCGGAGCUUAAGUACGUCACUUUGGUCGCUAACGCACUUGACUGCUCUCCACCUCAAUGACAACUAUUUGACUCGCAUUCCACCCGAUAUUGCCAAGCUUCAUAAUCUGGUUUACCUGGAUCUAUCAUCCAACAAACUCAGAAGUUUACCAGCAGAACUAGGAAACAUGGUAUCUCUCAGGGAAUUGCUUUUAAAUAACAACUUGUUACGAGUUUUGCCUUAUGAACUUGGACGGCUCUUCCAGCUACAAACAUUAGGUUUAAAAGGCAAUCCUUUAUCACAAGAUAUUCUCAGCCUGUACCAGGAUCCAGAUGGGACACGGAAAUUAUUGAACUACAUGCUUGACAAUCUAGCAGUUCAUCCGGAGCAGCUGCCUCAAAGGCCAUGGAUUACAUUAAAAGAAAGAGACCAAAUUCUGCCCUCAGCCUCAUUUACCGUCAUGUGUUACAACGUGCUGUGUGAUAAAUAUGCCACCAGACAGCUCUACGGCUACUGCCCAUCCUGGGCAUUAAAUUGGGAAUACAGAAAAAAGGGAAUCAUGGAAGAAAUUAUGAACUGGGAUGCAGAUAUAAUUAGUCUUCAGGAAGUAGAAACCGAGCAAUACUUCACCCUCUUUCUGCCAGAGUUAAAAGACCGUGGUUAUGAUGGAUUUUUUUCUCCAAAGUCACGUGCCAAAAUCAUGUCUGAGCAGGAGCGAAAGCAUGUGGAUGGUUGUGCAAUAUUCUUCAAAACAGAAAAGUUCACCUUGGUGCAAAAGCACACAGUAGAAUUCAACCAAGUGGCAAUGGCAAACUCUGAAGGAUCAGAAGCUAUGCUCAACAGAGUGAUGACGAAGGACAACAUUGGGGUUGCUGUAGUGUUGGAGGUGCAUAAGGAACUGUUUGGAACAGGUAUGAAGCCACUUCAUACUGUGGACAACCAGCUGCUUAUUGUAGCAAAUGCCCAUAUGCAUUGGGAUCCUGAAUACUCGGAUGUAAAACUUGUCCAGACUAUGAUGUUUGUCUCUGAAUUGAAAAGUAUCCUUGAGAAAGCCUCUGGCAGGCCUGGAAGCCCAUCAGCAGAUACCAACUCCAUCCCACUGGUGCUGUGUGCAGAUCUUAACUCACUGCCUGAUUCAGGUGUUGUGGAAUACUUAAGCAAUGGCAUAGUUGCCGACAACCAUAAAGACUUCAAGGAGUUGCGGUAUAACGAGUGUCUCAUGAACUUCAGUGGCAAUGGGAAGAACGGGGCUUCUGAAGGAAGAAUCACUCACGGCUUCCAACUCAAGAGCGCUUAUGAAAACAACUUGAUGCCUUAUACUAAUUACACCUUUGAUUUCAAAGGUGUGAUUGACUACAUUUUUUAUUCCAACACUCACAUGAACGUCCUCGGUGUCCUGGGGCCUUUGGAUACGCAGUGGCUGGUUCAGAACAACAUCACCGGGUGCCCCCACCCACACAUCCCCUCAGACCACUUUUCACUGUUGACCCAGCUUGAGCUCCACCCUCUGUUCCUGCCUCCCGUCAAUGGCAUCCACUUGCCUGCCAGGAGGUAGUGUAGCCCAGCCCCUUUUGCGGGCAGAGACCUGUUGUUUGUUUAUGGACCUGUACAGUUGUAAAUCAAAGUAUGUAGGAGUGAAGUAUGGCCAACCUUUUAAAAGCUGCUGCUUCGAGCUCCUUUCAUUACGUGUGCUGGUGAUACAAUUUUGCACAUUUUGGUGCAUAUUGGUACCAUUUGGCACUAGGGCUGGAACCAAAGUUGUUGUUCGUUCCCUUUUUCAGGUUUUUUUUUGGUUUGUUUUUAAUAUAUCUGAACACACACACACACAUUUUAAACUGGCAGGCUUAAUUUGUUCCAUUGGGAAGCUGCCUUUAUAAAUGGACAAAUCAGACAGGAGGGUUUCCAUAUAAGUGUGCAACUAUAGUUGUGACUUUAUUUAACAUGCUAACAAAAUGAGUCGUUCCUCGUUCUCCCAAGUCAUCCUCAUUUUUAUAAAGCAUUCUGAAAUAGCUAGAUACAACUGGUGUAUUGGUUGGGAAAUGUUUGUGAUUGGGAAUAGCACUUACCUUUUUUUGAACAUUAUUCACAGUCAGACUGCUCUUCUUCUCUCCCCAGAAAAAUUAAAGUGGAGAAAAAUGACCUGAUUGUUUUAAUUCCAGAAUUCCUUCCAUGAAGAAUUUGCCUGUGAGCAAAUAAUUGUAUAUAGGGCCAGUUUACUUUAUGGAGCCUCCCAUUCCAAGAUCAGGAACAGUUCACAUCCUGUGGGAGCUCCAUCGAAGCAAAUGGAGCACUACCACUUUUUCCACUCAUGGAUCUCCAGUCCAGUGAAUUGCUGUGUUUGCCAUUCAUUCUAGGGCUGAUGGUAGGAAAGCUCCAGAUGUAUUCCAGCAUUUCCCAUGCAAAGCUCUGAAGAAUGCCUGCAGUAUGACUUUGAAUUACUUACUGUGUGGCCCAGGAGAGCAAACCAGGCAAAUGUUGACCAUGGAAGGGUGAACCCAACACUUAAGAUUGUCUGUUUUACAUUCACUCAAAGGGCAAAUACCUCCCAACGUGAUCCACGGGUGUUCCACUUCCCCCUCCUCUUUUAAACUGCAGUCCUAUCCUCACCUUCCCAGUAAAACUUACAAGUUGCCAGCCGAUCAGGGCUAUGGGGCAUGGAGCACACCUGGCUCCUCCAUGCAUGAGAAAUGGCUUUUCUGGGUGCACUUUGUCCCAGCUGAGAGUGAGAAAGUGUUAGCCAUAAUCAUUCCUCAGAUCAUUGCUUUUCCUGACCCUAGUCACCAAAGAGCCAUCUCAUGCUUUUUAUGAUCUUUUUUGUUUCUCUGUUUUUUUUUUAAUCAAGGUUGAUUUAAAAAUAAAAUCUGCUUGUUAAUUCCCAACAGUUAGUUGCUUUCUUUAAGAGGUACUUGGAUUUUCUUUUUUCUUUUUCCAUGCUCAUGGUGGCCAUUUCAAACCUUUGUCCCUCCAGAGAUCAGAAGAAUCCCAAGGCCAUCUCUUUUAAAAGUAUUGGCUGCAAUUUGCCCUGCUGAAUAGCCCGUUCAUUGUGGUGGGACUGGCAGAAUGUCACGCAUAGCCUAUUGAAUUAUUUGAAGGUUGCUUAACCAUAGCCUUUAGUCAAUUGAGCCAUGCUUUCCAUUUCAAACGUCAACAACAAAGGCAAAAUGACAAGAAAAGGUGUUUUUAAGUUUUUCUGUAUUCUGCUUCUUUGCUGCUAUAUAAGAUUCCUUGAGCUUAUAUUUUAAACUUUUCAUGCACUUUACUGUUUCUAGUCUCAAAAUGUGAUAUUUUUAAUAAAUGAGAAUUUUUUUCCAUUAUGUGAAUGAAGUUUUUUAAAAAGCUUAUAUUUGUCUCAUUCAUACACUUAAAAAAGAAACUGAGAAGAAUAAACAGUCUAAAUUAGUUAUCUUAAGGCACUGUCUGUUGUAUAAAUUGUGUACCAUAAGCUGUCUUUUCCCUCCCACUUCCUCAUUUGCUAGUUAUGUAAAAAUGGCAAAGUAAAAUUUCAAUUAGGCUAAAGUAGGAAGUAGUAUUUCCUCUUUUGUUGUGGAGGACUGAGUGGAAAGGAAUGACUCGCUUCAGUGAAUACCACAAUUCACUUUCAAAAGUGCCUACAGCUGGAGAGGCUAUUGCCUUCGUUCAUCGGAGCUGGUUCUUUGUUUGAAAAAUUCAGGAUGCAGCGACACUAAACAAAGAACAUGGGAUUGCAACUGAAAAUGGCAGCCCCAGAUUGGAUCCCCAGUUCGUAAUAGGUAGCAAAUUUCCCCCCCACAUCCUGCUGUCAUUUCAGCAUUUCAUUGUGUGCUUCCUUGCCCUCACCCCACGUCAUUGACUUCCUUGGGUAGUGGAGGGAAAAUAUUUGACAAUAUGACAUGAGCACACAGAGCAAAUUGUAUUGGAGGGAGGGAAAGGGGGACUUCCCAUUGAACUAAUUAAUGUUUUCAACAGCAACCCCUUGUAUCUUACAACCUAGCUCCAUUGAAAGUGUGAAAUUGGUUGUGAAGCACGUUGGAAGUUUUCUCCUUCUUAAAGAAAGCAUUUUCUGUCCUACUCCCAAUAUUGGGGCAAGUAUCUCUUCUGAUAUACCUCAAAAGUGUUCCACAUAUGGCCAUGUACGUAUAUAAAUUAACAAAGUUAAUUACAGUAUAGUACUGGAAGGUAGAAUCGCAUGAAAAACUUAAUUUUGACAACAUUCACCUUUUCAGUGUGUUUCUGUAAGGAGGCAAAUCUGUUAGGAGGUUCUCCUGUUUCUGCCUCAUUGAAAUGAGCAAGAACUGCAACUUUCUGCUCAUUUCCAUCAGGCUUGGAUGGAAGAAUGUGCUACUGGAUUGUGCGCCAAAUCAUCUACUGUAUCUUUACUUUGGAGGCGUUUUUAACCUUUCCUUUCCCGCUCUGGAGGUCUGCACUAUUUCCCUCCUUCUCUUCAGUGCAUGUUAACUAGCAAUGUGAGCAAUAUUUCCUACCAUACUUCACUCCCAACUAUUUUUUGAGAUGUUUGUAUAAAAUGGAGUUUAAAAAAAAUUGCCUGUGAUUGUAUAUGAACUGCAGAGGAGCCAGUUUAUUAAAUAAUACAAAAACACGCAAUCUUUUGUAAUGUCGUUGGGGGCGGGGGACGAAAUAAAAGAUAUUGGGAAACAUUGUAAACAGCUUAAGUUCCUUUUUAUUUUUACUUUUUUUGCUCAUUUUGUUUUUAGUUAUACAUAACCAAAGCAAUCUGGUAUUGGAUGGUGUUGAGUUUUUCAUUAACUGUUACAGGAAAAAAAAAAUCUAAAAAC